Messenger RNA from Microdochium trichocladiopsis, 639 nucleotides. RefSeq lists its product as uncharacterized. The transcript has 2 exons. The record is from RefSeq and is a predicted model, not a curated record. The coding region runs from base 1 to 639 and encodes 212 amino acids. Gene Ontology annotation, molecular function: oxidoreductase activity, acting on the CH-OH group of donors, NAD or NADP as acceptor. Lineage: Eukaryota; Fungi; Ascomycota; Sordariomycetes; Xylariales; Microdochiaceae.
AUGGACGCCAAACACCUAAGUACCUAUCGUCUACUUGCUCCCGAGAGGUUUCUGAAUGAGCUCAAAGCCAAGACUGUGCUUAUUACUGGCGGCGGAUACGGCAUAGGAGCCGCCAUUGCCAAAUCAUUUGUCAAAGCCGGAGUGGCCAAAGUCAUAUUAGUUGUUAAGACCUCCACUAAGGUCGCCUAUUACGCCGUCGACAUUACGUCCAAGGAUGAUGUUGAGAACCUUUUUGCUUCGAUCUCAACCAUCCCGGACAUCCUCGUCAAUAAUGCCGGUUUCUUGGCAGCACCGUCUAACUUCCUCGAUGCCGACUUGGACGAGUACUGGAAGUCCUUUUCUAUCAAUAUUUUUGGCACCGCUUUACAAGCUGGGUCACCAAGCAAUCCAGCCGUUGUGGUCACCCUCAAUACCAUUGGGGCGUAUUCGGUUCGGGUGCCUCACCUCUCGUCCUACGGAGCAAGCAAAGCCGCGUUGGCCCGUUGGUCGGAAUCUAUUGCGGUGGAUAUACCUGAACACGUGGCUCGCUUCAUUUCUGUUCAUCCCGGUGCGGUCAAGACGGAUAUGGGCAUCAAAUCUGGUCUUGAUGGUGUUUUUCCAAGUACCGAUCCUGCGCUCGCCGGAGACUUUGUUGUCUGA